Molecule: messenger RNA, 3291 nt
Organism: Macadamia integrifolia
Lineage: Eukaryota; Viridiplantae; Streptophyta; Magnoliopsida; Proteales; Proteaceae
Product: receptor-like protein 7
Exons: 1
Coding region: 59-3214 (1051 amino acids)
Molecular function (GO): protein binding
Source: RefSeq, a predicted model, not a curated record
AAACCAAACGUUUCCCUCUAAAUCGUCCCUCUGCUGCUUCCCUUGACGACAUAGAAAUAUGUUGUGGUGGUGUUUCCUUAUCUUUUUACUCUCCUUGUUUCAAGCUUUUUGCUUUUCUUCUCCUUCUCCUUCUCCUUUUCCAUCUCCGUCUCCCCAAUUAUGCCACCAUGAUGACAGAUCUACUUUGCUGCAACUGAAACAAAAACACUACCAUGUCCUUUCGAAUCAUCCUCUCAAUUCUUGGAAACCGAAUACUGAUUGCUGCUACUGGGAAGGCAUCACUUGCAAUGGAACCACAGGUCAUGUAAUUAGCCUUGACCUUUCUGAUUUGUCACUCUUCGGUUCUCUCCGUUCCAAUAGCAGCCUCUUCCAUCUUCAUCACCUUCAAAUGCUCAACCUCUCCUAUAACUAUUUUUCUGGACAAAUCCCAUCACAAAUUUCACAAUUCACUAAUUUGGUUUCUCUUAAUCUUUCUUUUAACUAUUUUGAGGGCCAAAUCCCACCAGAAAUCUCACAGCUUACCAAGUUGGCUUUUCUUGACCUCUCUUACAAUGGGUAUUCCCAACUUGAAAUCAUGGAUUUGGGAACAUUUGUUCAGAAUCUAUCUAGCUUGAUUGAAUUGCAUCUUGAUGAGGUGAACUUAUCAGCUCCAAAGAAUAGGGGUUGGUGUCAUGACUUAUCUUCCUCACUCCCCAACCUUCAAGUGCUGACAAUGUAUUAUUGUUCACUUAUGGGUCCCUUGGAUUUAUCCAUUUCAAACCUUCGUUUCCUCUCGGUGCUCUUCCUCGACGACAAUGACAAUAUCUCUUCCACAGUACCAAGUUCUUUGAUGAACUUGACUUCUUUGACUGUCCUUCGUCUCGCCAGUUGUGGACUCCAUGGAGAUUUUCCAAUCAAUGUUUUUCUUCUACCUAACCUGAAGUACAUAGACUUAUAUGAAAAUUUUCUCCUCUCUGGUCAUUUGCCUGAAUUCCCUCAAGAAAACAAUGCUCUUCAACAUCUGGAAGUUGGCUUGACGAAAUUCCAAGGGAAGUUGCCUGGUUCAGUUCGGAAUCUCAAGGUUUUGAAUUCCUUAGGUCUCUUAGGAUUGAACUUGUCUGGACCAAUCCCACCUUUUCUUCCAAACCUUACCCACCUCAAUAUGUUGGAUCUUUCAUCUAACAGUUUGAGUGGUCCAAUUCCUACCUUUUUCAGGGGGAGUUUUCCCAACCUUGAGACCCUAUACUUGGACGACAAUUUGCUCCAAGGCCCCAUCCAUUCCUAUUUGUUUUUUCUCUCACGUAAGGUGGGUUUGUCCUAUAACCAAUUCAAUGGGGUCAUAAAUGAGCCUAUACAAAACAUUUCUGUUUUCUCCCCUAGGCCAAGGCUUUUUACAGUGGCAGGCAACAACCUGAGAGGACAAGACCUGAUGAGAUCAAUUUCUAAUUUCACAGGUUUAUUUUGGUUUCUUGACCUUUCAUUUAAUGACUUCAGUUACAUGGUGGAAGAUACAAAUCUUUCGAAUGAUAGUUUGUCCACCAAAUCAAGUGGGGAAAUCUUUGUCAAUGCUCAAAUUCAGUCAUUCCGGUUUGGGUCUUGCAAUGUUAGUAAGUUUCCAGAUUUUCUCAGGAAUCAAAUGGAACUAUAUGAGCUAGACUUGUCUUACAAUAGAAUUAACAAAUUACCAGUUUUCCUUGGGGACCUCAAAGAAUUGAGUUAUCUAGAUAUCUCUAGUAAUAAAUUUGAUGGUGUGAUACCCAAUUGGAUAUGGCAAAAGAAUUUUAUGGGACUUAACCUGUCUAACAACUUCUUCACAGGUCUUGAAUUGCCAUUACCUAAUCAGUCUGACAUUGGAAGUCUUGAAUAUCUUGAUCUUCACUCAAACAAAAUACAAGAGUGUCUCUCAAUAGUCCCAUACUUUCCACAACCAUUCAAUGAGUCUAACCGUGAGUUUGUAUCUCAUAUCUUGGGGAAUCUCACCUUCCUUCUCUCCCAACUCAGUUACUUGUCAAUUUCAAACAAUAAAUUAACAGGAAGGAUCCCAUUCUCAUUUUGCAAUGGAAGUCAUCUGAAUAUUUUGGAUUUGUCCAAUAACCAAUUGAGUGGCACCAUCCCGACAUGUUUCGGAAGUACCAAUUUGGGGGUAUUAAAUUUAGAGGGCAACAAAUUACAUGGACCCAUUCCUCCUUUCAAACAUGGGUGCAAUCUACAUACACUCAAGCUCAAUAAAAAUAUGCUUCAAGGGAAAAUUCCAAGAUCACUGGGCAACUGCAGGGAUAUUAAGGUGUUAGAUAUUGGGAACAACCAGUUGAAUGAUACAUUUCCCUACUGGCUGGAAAAUCUCUCUAAGUUGGAGGUUCUUGUCAUCAGGUCAAAUAAAUUUGGUGGUCCCAUUGCUCAACUCCCUCAAGCUAAUUCUUCCUUCCCAAGCCUACAUGUCAUUGAUCUCUCUUUCAAUAAUUUUACUGGAAAUUUACCAGUGGAAUACAUUUGUCACUGGAAGGCGAUGAUGGUUGAUGAGAAUUAUUCUGCAUUGGGCAACAGGUACCUCAGACCUCCUAAUUCCUAUGAAGUCUAUUAUCAAGACACACUUGCAACCAUGGACAAAGGUCUAUACUUGAAAAUGCCAAGGGUUUUAACCACCUUCGUCAGUGUAGACCUAUCUAACAACAGCUUCGAAGGAAAAAUUCCUGAUGCUUUGGGAAAUUUAAAAGCACUGAAAGUGCUUAACUUGUCAGGAAAUAGCCUCUCAGGUCAAAUUCCAUUUUCAUUGGGGAAUCUUAGUGAACUUGAGUCGCUAGAUCUUUCAAGAAACAAACUUUCCGGAGAAAUCCCAAGACAAUUGGCAAGUUUGACCUCCCUUGAAGUCUUGGAUCUAUCAUAUAACAACCUAACCGGAAGUAUACCACAUGGGAAUCAGUUCAACACAUUUUCAAAUGAUUCCUAUAAGGGAAAUGUAGGCCUGUGUGGGUUUCCUUUGUCAAUUGAGUGCAGAGUAAGAGAAAGAGCCCUACCUCCAACAUCAACUUUCCAACAAGAAGAAGAUGAUGCAACAAGUUCAUUUGAUUGGAUAUUUGCCUUGGCAGGAUAUUGCUCUGGUUUAAUAGUUGGAUUGGUCAUUGGACAACAAUUGUUUUGGAGAAAAAACAGAUGCUCUAAAUUCAUUUCAAGACUUGUGGUAUCCAAACAGAGAAAAUGGUCAAGGAAGAUCAAACAACACAAGAGAAGGAGAUAAAUCAAUGUCCAACCCUACCCCCAAAUAAAUGAGGCUUUUGUUAUAUGUAUGCCUUUUCCUUCUUUUCUUUCUUUUUU